Molecule: messenger RNA, 453 nt
Organism: Triticum dicoccoides
Lineage: Eukaryota; Viridiplantae; Streptophyta; Magnoliopsida; Poales; Poaceae
Product: histidine-containing phosphotransfer protein 2-like
Exons: 7
Coding region: 1-453 (150 amino acids)
Biological process (GO): phosphorylation; cytokinin-activated signaling pathway; phosphorelay signal transduction system
Cellular component (GO): nucleus; cytoplasm
Molecular function (GO): protein histidine kinase binding; histidine phosphotransfer kinase activity
Source: RefSeq, a predicted model, not a curated record
AUGGCGGCCGCCGCGCUCAGGGCCCAGCUCAACGCCCACAUCGCCUCCAUGUACGCCACGGGUAGUGUGGACGCGUAUUUCCAGCAGCUGCAGUCGAUGGACGAGGGCAGUGCAGCCACGGGCUUCGUCGCCGAGGUCAUCAACAUCUUCCUCAAUGACGCCGACAGGAUCAUCAACGACAUCGCCGGCCUGCUGAACCAGCCCGAGGUGGACUUCUACAAGGUGGACGCCCUGGUGCAUCAGCUCAUUGGGAGCAGCUCCACUGUUGGUGCUAAGAAAGUGAAACUCGCCUGCAUUCAAUUUCGACAGUCCUAUGUGGCAAAAAGCAAAGAAAGGUGUCUCAUGGCAUUGACUCUUCUUAGGAAUGAGUUCUGUGAUGUGCGCAACCAGCUCCAGACCAUGAUGCAGCUGGAGCGGCAGAUCGCGGCCUUGAGAGAGGAGGAUUUAUGUUAG